UCCCGGCGGCCCCCGCGCGGGCGGCCGCCCCUUCGCCGCCUCCCGCCGGUACCGAGCGGUUCGCGGGUGUCGGCGCUGCCCGGUUACCGCCGCCGCCCCGGCCCCGCCUCCGCCUCCCGCGCCGGGACAUGGACUCCGACUCCUGCGCCUCCCCGUUCGCCCCGGAGGAUUUCUCCCCCGCCUCCCGGCGGCACCGCACCGUGGAGGACUUCAACAAGUUCUGCACCUUCGUCUUGGCCUACGCCGGCUACAUCCCGUACCCGCAGGAGGAAACGCCACUAAGGAACAGCCCCAGCCCUCCCAACAGCACUGGGGGCACGAUUGACAGCGAUAGCUGGGAGCCCCGCUUCAAUGACAUCCCCUCUUCCGUUGCCCUGCCCACCAAGAACAGAAAGAACUUUAGUCAGCUUAAGCGAGCAAAACCAUACGGUUCCCUGUUCCAGCGGGCAAAACCCAGCAACUUCCUGCCGGAGCGAAAGCAAAUUGAUAAGAUCAGGAAGAAGAAGAAGCUGAAGAGGAGGGAAACAGAAGUGUCUGCAGAGGAGGACUAUGAGGAGAAGCUGCUGGACCUGGAGACAGAGGACUCUUACGUAGAGACGCCGAUGAGCCCCUCGUCUGAGGGUGACCCUCAGUCUGCAACCGAGCACUGCUCGGUAUGGGACUCUGACACGCCAUCCAGCGUCUCCUACCCUGCCGUGACGGCUGAGCAGACGGUGGAGAUCCAGAGUGUCGGCAAACGAACGGUCAUUCGACAGGGGAAGCAGGUGGUCUUUCGGGAUGAGGAUGGCACUGGUGAUGAUGAGGACAUCAUGGUGGAUUCGGAUGAUGACUCGUGGGACCUAGUCACUUGCUUCUGCAUGAAGCCUUUCGCCGGGCGGCCGAUGAUCGAGUGUAACGAGUGCCAUACCUGGAUCCACCUCUCCUGCGCCAAAAUCCGCAAGUCGAAUGUCCCAGAGGUCUACAUAUGCCAGAAGUGCCGGGACUCCAAGUUUGACAUUCGCCGUUCGAACCGUUCCCGGACGGGCUCGCGCAGGCGCUUUCUGGACUAGGGGAGGGAGGGGUGUGCUGGUGCGCUGCGCAGGCGGGCGGGCGAGUUGUGGACACCGGCCGGGAGGCUGGGGAGAGCUCCCCCGAACUGCUGCUGCUCAGGCUGACGGGCCACCCCGCCGGCCUGUGGUAACAGGGACGAAGAAUCACCAAGUCACGGGCGGCUGGGGCUGGAAGAGGCUGACCGGUCAGAACUGCUGCUAGAUACUGAUUAGUUCAAGGGACAGACUAAGCUGUCUGGGUUCGGUGGGGUUUUGUCCGGUUACGACUAUGAAUUGGGUGAUGUCUGGGGAAUGUAUAAUACCUUUGCCACGUAUGUUUUCUCAUCCCAUCGGGAAACCGCAAACCUUCUCUGUCCUAGGAAGCUCCUCCUCCUCCAAAGAUGGGGGAGGAGGAGGAGGGAAUCUGUGUGAAGAGUCUGAAAAGUAAAUGGCCAUGUGUUUUAAUUUUAAUGUAAUAUUAUACCUGCCCAUUUGUCCGUAUGUAUCAAUCUUAGAGAUUCUGAGGCUCCACAGGAGUGAGCGCCAAUGCGUACUGACCUCUGUGUGAUCUGCCCCCUCUUCAGCGGGCUCAGGCUGUAGGGGAAUUCUGUGAUUUGGCAUCGCUCAAGUGCAAAUGGGGCAUCUUCCUGCACUGAGGGACCGGCGCGUUUGAAGGACAAGAGCAGCCCUUCUUCUGGAUGGGCAGCACUAGGGAUUAAGCAUCACUAGAUUUCUUCCUAGAAGGUCUCUCCUUACGGUGACUUUUCAUGACUUUGUUUUGCAUGAUUGGCUCAGAUGUGUGUAUGGAGGAAUACCGUUUGCUCCAUUUCCUGGCCCUUCGUUAAACUUUAAGGUCCUGUUUUAAGAAGACGAUGACUCUCCCUUUUCUCAGUCCAGAAUUCCAACGUGGACUGUAAAAGGGGCCAUAGUAAACUUAGAACCUGGCAGGUCUGGUUUGGGAUUUGAUCAUUUCCAUCCAAGUACGACAGCUGAGCUGACUUUUGGUUUUGCUGUCUGUUUUAUGAGACUGGAUUUGUAAUCAAAAAAAAUGGAAUCUGUAACCUAUUGGUUGCAAAUUACACAGACAAAAGCAAAUGCUACGCAGCCAGCAAGGUGAAGUGCAAUGAAGAUCCAUCCAGUGCGGGGGAGGACAGGAGAGCGCCCAGGCCCCGCCAACACUGCAGUCCCUCGACAGGACUUCCUGGGGCCCCAGCCCAAGGGAAAUCCAUUCAGGAACGUGACAGGGAGUUGAGGCUCGUGCGCGAGGCCACCAAGAUGGCAGUGUUGUUCCUCGACGACUAAACAGAGUGAGCCGUACAUAUCGCACAAAUUCAGUUGACAUUUCGAGGUAUUUCUCUGAAGUUCUGCCCGCUGAACAAUACGCGCCCUGUCUGGUGAGACCAUGAGGCAAGGGGAAUCGCUGGCGAGUACCACAGCCAAAGCAAGACGAGCCGUACUGGUAGGAGUGUCCAUGUUGGUCCUGCAGAUGCACCGCAUUAGGCCACUGCCUUAUCCAAGCGCUGGUUCGUCAGGAGAUGCAUCCUGGUGAUGACGGACAUCUUGCCAGCACACAGAGUCAGGUACCCUCCUUCAGGUGUUUGACACGGCGCUGCCAAAGCCUCAGGCAGACGGCCCAGCACUGCGGUGCCCUGCGGCUCCCUGGCGUGGAACACAGGGGCAGGAAACAUCUGCCGGCCCAGGUCGGGAUGGCAGAGCUGCACGAUGUGCAACUGUGCCUCUGCCCUGCUUCUUCACAAAAAUCCAGUUCCACCAACCUGCAGCAACCGACUCUGGGUUCUGAAAACCGGCUCCAGCGUCUGUAAAAUCUUAAGACCAUGACUGUGGUACGCUGCCCUCUGGAAGCUACACGGAACCACUAAGGAGUUUGCCAAAGACUUGCCCCUGACGGCUGCCUGACUGUUCUUUGCAGCCAGAAAAAUAACCAAAGUUCUUAAAUGCUGCCAUUUCACUCUGCAAACAGAAAGGCUUUGGAAGAUCCCAGUCACAAGCUGUGUAAGGGUUGGACCUGCUCUGAAAAUUGGCAUCUCUUGUGUUUACAGCGUGUCUGCAAUUCAGCUGGACCUCCGUGGAACGUGUUCCUGAAGCUUUUAUGGGAGAAAUGGCGAACUGCCAAGCAAACUGGCUCUUUUUCACAGAGGUUCAAUACUAAUCCACGUGACUGACUCUUGUUCUGUUACCUUUUCAGAUUUAUCCCAAUAGGUGGUGUCUGAGAAGUCCAGCACAUUACAGUAUCAGCAGAGAGAAAAAAAAAGUAACACCUCCAUUCUUUUAGUUCAUCACUUUCAGCCAUGUAUAAUUAUAGUUUAAUUCAGAACUUUAUUUUUUCAUUAAAGCUGUUUUAAUGAA
Molecule: messenger RNA, 3395 nt
Organism: Falco peregrinus (peregrine falcon)
Lineage: Eukaryota; Metazoa; Chordata; Aves; Falconiformes; Falconidae
Gene: PHF13
Product: PHD finger protein 13
Exons: 4
Coding region: 129-1049 (306 amino acids)
Biological process (GO): mitotic chromosome condensation
Molecular function (GO): chromatin binding
Source: RefSeq, a predicted model, not a curated record